AUCAUCAAGAAGCAGAUCCUGAAGCACCUGUCCCGGUUCACGAAGAAUCUGUCCCCGGACAAAAUCAACUUGAGCACGCUGAAAGGGGAGGGUCAGCUGACCAAUCUGGAGCUGGAUGAAGAGGUCCUACAGAAUGUGCUGGAGCUGCCCACCUGGCUGGCCAUCACGCGGGUCUACUGUAACAGGGCCUCCAUCCGGAUCCAGUGGACAAAGCUGAAGACACAUCCGAUUUGCUUGUGUCUGGAUAAGGUGGAGGUGGAGAUGAAGACGUGUGAGGAGCCUCGGCCCCCCAAUGGGCAGUCUCCCAUUGCCCUUGCCUCAGGGCAGAGUGAGUACGGCUUUGCCGAGAAGGUGGUCGAGGGGAUGUUCAUCAUCGUCAACUCCAUCACCAUCAAGAUUCACUCCAAGGCCUUCCACGCCUCUUUUGAGUUGUGGCAGCUCCAGGGCUACAGUGUCAACCCCAGCUGGCAGCAGAGUGACCUCCGCCUCACGCGAAUCACUGACCCCCACCGUGGAGAGGUUUUAACAUUUAAGGAGAUAACCUGGCAAACACUUAGAAUUGAAGCCGAUGCCACAGACAACGGUGAUCAGGACCCAGUCACCACUCCACUGAGGCUCAUUACCAACCAAGGCAGGAUCCAGAUAGCCCUCAAGAGAAGAACCAGAGAUUGCAACGUGAUCGCCUCCAAGCUGAUGUUCCUGUUGGCUGACCUGCUCUGGGUGCUCACGGACUCGCAGCUCAAGGCCAUGAUGAAGUAUGCAGAGUCUCUGAGCGAGGUCGUGGAGAAGUCAGCCCAGCAGAGGAAGAGCAUGGCCCCUGAACCUGCCCAGAUCACUCCGCCAGCUCCCAGUGCCCAGCAGUCCUGGGCCCAUGCGUUUGGUGGCAGCCAGGGCAGCAGCACCCGCCUCAGCCAGUACUUUGAGAAGUAUGACGUGAAGGAGUCCUCCUACCAUCUCCUCAUCUCUCGCUUGGACCUGCACAUUUGCGAUGACAGCCCGUUCCGAGAACCAGGUGUCUCUGCAAACAGACUGAUGGGUGGUGCCAUGCAGCUUACCUUCCACAGGAUGGCGUUUGACUAUUACCCCUUCCACUGGGCAGGUGAAAGCUGCAAACACUGGCUGAGGUACUGUGCAGCCAUGGAGACCCGAGGCCAAUGGGCCCAAAACCUGGUUACGGAGUUUCAGAGUGAAAUGGAAAAGAGGCACGAGGAGAUGGGGCUCAAAGCCCCCUGGCACCUGGGGGGCGACUCGCCCUUCCGGAGGAAGGCAGAGUCUCUCUCUAGUCCUCGGAAGAGCCCCCUUGAGAAAAGUCCCUCUCAGGGCCAACAGGUUGCCGUUGGGCCCCCGGCCUGGAAUCGGUUACGCUCCAGCUGCCUGGUCGUACGGGUGGACGACCUGGACAUCCACCAGGUCUCCACAGCUGGACAGCCCAGUAAGAAACCAUCUACACUUCUCUCCUGCAGUCGGAAGCUCCACAACCUGCCCACUCAGGUGUCCGCCAUUCACAUCGAGUUCACAGAGUAUUACUUCCCAGACAGCCAGGCGCUCCCAGUUCCCUGUCCCAAUCUCUACAUUCAGCUAAACGGCCUGACAUUUACGAUGGAUCCUGUCAGCUUGCUCUGGGGAAACUUCUUUUGCCUGGAUCUGUAUCGCAGCUUGGAGCAGUUCAAAGCUAUCUACAAGCUGGAAGACUCAACCCAGACAGAUGAGCACCUGGACAUCAGACUGGAUGCCUUCCGGUUGAAGGUGAGCUUCCCUCUGGAGAAGAGAGAGCAGGCUGGGCUGCAUCGUCCCCAGACUCUUGCCAUGUCUGCAUCCGGCAUGACGGCCACCAACACUCGCCAUGCUCUGCAUUGCAGCUGUCCAGACCUCCAGAGCCUCUUCCGGGCCUUUGCUGCUACUGAGUUCUUCCAUUCCAGCCAUGUCCGUUUCCCCAAGGUCCCUGGGGGCUUCAGCCUCCUGCACAUGCUCUUCUUGCACCAUGCCUUCCAACUGGACUCUCGCCUCCCUCCCCAGAAGCCCAGGGCCUCCCAGGAUCUCUGGUCCAUCCACUUCGCCCAGAUCUCCUUGGACUUUGAGGGCACAGAGCACUUCAAAGGGCGUACCUUGAAUUUUGUGGCCCCCUUCCCCCUGUCCGUUUGGGCCUGCCUGCCGCGCCGCUGGCAGCAAGCCCAGGCCCGGAAGCGCCUCCUGGCCGCAGAGGGGAGGCUGAAGCCGUCAGCCAGCUUUGGCAGUCCUGUCCAUUCCGAGGCCCUGGUCCCUGAGUCUGGGUCCCAUCAGAGGUCGAGGACUGAGCAAGACUUGAAAAGCCUCUCAGGACUCCCGGAAGUCGUGGGGAUGCUGCAGGAAAGCGGAGGUGAUGCCGAGAGCAAGGGCCCUCUGUCGGGGUUGGAGGAUGCAGCUGACGUUCACGUGCUGGUCCAGUCCCCCGCCCAGGUCCGUGUGAGGCUUGACCACUACCAGUACCUGGCUCUGCUCCGCCUGAAGGAGGAGUUGCAGGGUCUUCUGGAGCAGCUAACAAAGGAUACGGAGGCCAUGAUGGGGACGCCCCUGCAGGACCAGACGGCCUGCGUUGGAGUCCUCUUCCCCAGUGCCGAAGUGGCUCUGCUCCUGCCCCCUGCCCCCAGGCCUGGUGAGGCGGACUCUGCUGGGUCAGACACCACCAGCCUCCUGGACUCGGAGCCCUCUCCUUCGGAGGGCCGGGAGCUGAAGUCGGACGCCUCCUCGGACCAGGGCCCCGCGAGCCCAGAGAAGGUGCUGGAGGACAGUAGCCUUGCAAACCUGCCCGGAGCCCAGGACGGGCCAGCGCCUCGGCCGAGUAACGGAGACCUGCAGGGCUCGGGCUCGCUCGCCCGGCAGCAGGCGGGACAGGGCCACGAGGCAGUCGAGCUCAGCCGGGCCCAAGUGUCCAGCUCAGCAACAGCGGCGGAGCCCCCGACUGGCAGAGAAACUGCUGUGAAUGGGCAGGGCGACCUCAUCCCCUUGAAGAACGUUGAAGGGGAGCUGUCAAGUGCUAUUCACAUGACCCAGGAUGCCACCAAGGAGGCCCUGCAUGCCACCAUGGACCUCACCAAGGAAGCCGUGGCCCUGACUAGGGAUGCCUUCAAUCUCGGCAAAGACCGCAUGACCUCCACCGUGCACAAGAUGCUGUCCCUGCCCCCAGCCAAGGAUCCCCUGGCCAAGAUGGAUGAGGGGGUGGCCACGCCAGUGAGCGGAGGAGCUGCCCGACUCCGCUUUUUCUCCAUGAGGAGGACCAUGUCCCAGCAGUCAUUUGAUGGUGUCUCGUUGGACAGCAGUGGCCCUGAAGACCGGAUUUCAGUGGACAGCGACGGCAGUGAGGGAUUUGUGAUGCUCUUGGAGUCUGAGUCUGGUCCGGAUUCUCUCCCGUCAGGAUCUCUUCCCAGUGUCUUGGAUGAUGCUGGUGUCCAAGGGAGCCCUGCUGUGGACACUCCUGGCCAGGGGUCUCCCGAGGCCAAUGGCGCGGUCUCACCCAGUGGAGAAGGCCUCGACAUUCACCCGGUCUCAGUGCUGGUCCUGAGGGUGAAUGAGGUGGCUUUGGGGAUAGAGGUGCAUGGGGAGGACCUGAUCGUGGCCAUGCAAGCAGAGGAACUGACCCUCCAGCAGCUGGGCACCGUGGGCCUCUGGCAGUUCUUGCACGGACAGUGCCCAGAUGCAAGUUUUCAGGAUCCCUCGACUUUGAAGGCCGGCCACAUCAGGCCAGCUGUGGGCCUUCGAUUUGAGGUGGGGCCUGCUGCUGCUGUCCAUUCCCCACUGGCCACACAGAAUGGCUUCUUGCACUGCUUGGUUCAUGGCUGUGACCUUGAGCUGUUCACUUCAGUGCUCAAUGCCUUGGGGCCCUUCUUUGAGGAUGAGGAGAUUCCAGUGGUGGUCCCCAUGCAGAUUGAGCUCCUGAACUCCAGCAUCACCCUGAAGGAUGACAUCCCUCCCAUCUACCCGACGUCCCCGGGCCCUGUCCCCAUCACCCUGGCCAUGGAGCACCUGGUGCUGAAGCGGAGUGAUGACGGGGUGUUCAGCAUAGGCGCUGCUGCGCAGGACAGGCCAUCAGCAGAAGCACAAGUACCUAAAAGUGAGAAGAGGCAGCCCCCCAAAGAACAAGCGUUCCUGGUCCCCACAGAGGUGGUGGCUUUUGGACUGCAGAUAAAAGAACUGCCCUCCUUACAAAAAGAACUUCAAGAAACCAAACUAGCAUUGGCUAAUGCCAACCAGGACAAGGCGAAACUGCUUCAGGAGAUUAGGAAAUAUAACCCGCUCUUUGAGCUCUGACAGCGGUGCCUCGGGCUUCCGUGCCACGGAGAGAGACCAGCAGCAGCAGCAGCAGCACUGCCGCACACAGGGGCUGCGGCUGCGCGCCCAGUGCUGAAGAGUCCGCCGAGGACGUCCAGAGUGCAGUAUGCCGGACUCACUCCUCGUGGGGGGUGCUUUCCACUAACUGUUCGAACACAGGCGGAGGACAGGGCCAAGUGUGAUCACGUCGCAGGAAAUUGGGGGCACCUUUGUGUGUGGCUCACACUCAUCUCCUGCUAUAGAUAACCUUCCAGGCCUCUGUAUACCGGGGGAUCUGGGCAUGCAGAUCCCGAUUCCAUGGCAGAGACAUAUGCUUCUUCCACAGCCUUUGUGAACAAGGGGAAGUAGUCUCCUCUCAGCCCCCACUGAGCCACCAAAGAUUCCAUGUCCCAGAGCUUCCUGUAGCACACCUGAACGGGCUUUGGCUUAAGCUUUGGCCACAGUAAAUAGUCAAGUAAGAAGUCAUCCGGCAAGGUGUGGCGGGUCAGGAAAGGCACGAGAAAAUAAGGGGCCUUGGACGCUGCGCUUUUGGAAAGGGAACCAAGCUCCUGUCAUCCACCGUCAGAUUGUUCAGGGUCCGCGUCCUUUCAGUUGUCUGGUCAUCAUCGUGGUGCAGGGGUAUUAGCACUGGUGCUAGCCCUGCCCUGCCCUGUAUAACUGUGCAUCUGGAGUUGAAACCAAGAAUGGGCCCCUCAGAGCGAGGUUGAACUGAAGGCGUGAUGGGGGAGGACCCACAGCAGGCUGAGUCCCAGCCGCUGGGCUUGCCGGAGCCCCUCCCCUUCUCCACAGCAGGGCCUCAACCUCUGAGAGUCCCCCUGGGGCCCUGGCACAGCUUCUUUCCCAGCACUGUGACUUUCUCCCAGCCCUCUCCUCAGCACCGGGUCGUUUGGGGACUAAAAAUGUGUUUUAAACAGUAACAUAAACAUGUCAGCCCCUUGUUCUCCUAUCCCCUCUCUCACUGUGGCUUUUCUUAAUCACAUAAUUUUGACUUCAACCCUUCCACCCAGCUGGGUUUCCCCUGACCUCUAAGGGAUGUUCCUUUCCUAUCUAACUCCCCGCCAACACUCCACCUUCAUCCAUACCACUCUGCGUCUACGUUGAUUGGAUAGAAGUUCAUCGGCUGACUCACCUUGACUUGGCAACAUGGCAAAAUACUGGUGUAAUGGUGUCACUGAAGUCUUAAAUCGCACAUGACCCUUUACAGGAAUUCCCACCUGAUUGAUCUCCUCUGGUUUUAUGCGAAGAUAAAUGUGCAUUCAAGAAGGAACUAGAUGGAAUUUUUUAGACUUUCAAAAAACACUUGUCAACGUUCUAGACAGGCGGUUUUUAAAACAAUUGCUAUAUGACUAGGAUCAUUUGUCAUGCUUAGAAAGGGACUGAGGUGUAGGAAAAAAAGAAGCAUAUUUCUGGACGAAUGCUAAUGGAGACCUUUCUUAAAGGGUGAUGCCUGGUUCAACUAAGAUUUUUAUGAAGACCUGGAAGUACUAGCGUUGUGAAAUCAAACGUCAUGAACUGAAGGCAGUGAAAAGUCAAACCAGGUGAGAUUAAGAACAAACUACAGGAGGGUCCGAGAACUCGGAAUAGCAAGCUGAGGUUCGGAAUGGGCAAGUGUCCCGUGUUUGUGGGAGAGCCACCAACAGGUAAGGUCACGAGCUCCGCUAAGCUCAGGGAAGACUGCUCAGCAUCGCUGACGAGGAGGGCUCAGCGUGCUGCCCUGGCCAAAGCCCACCUGCUCCCUAGGCAUCAGGGAGGGCUUUGGGGGCAGCACCCAAAGCACCAUCGCGCCUAAGACCACGGUCAUGCCUUCAUCAGAUUGUCUGUGGAUUUCUAGUGGCCUCACUUCGGAAAGGGGCAAGGCGUGAGCUAAAAGAUGAUCAGGCCUCGUGCUCUUCCCCCACGGGGAACCAUCUUUCGAAUACAGUCUCCAUCCUGGAAAGAUGAAAGCAGAAGUGUUGGGCCAGAGAUCCAGGCAAGAACCAGAGCAUGCUUACUGAGUCUGAAAUCCUAGGUCUCGGGCUCUACCUCAGGUACGAGACACACUUCUCACAGCAAAUCAGAAAUUUCACCGAGCGGCUCACUUUCAGAAACUCUGUACAUGGGCUCAGAAGGCUUCAGAAGAAUCCUGUACGGUGGCCUCCCAGGAGGGACGGUAGGAAAUUAGGGCUGGCUGGUGGUAGCACGCCUGAGAGGGAACUGCAGGCCUCCACAAACUCGUCUCCAAAGGCAGAAGCGUGUUACUGGCUCUCAAGUGUGGCAGCUCCAUUACUCUGGGAGACAGUGUGGGCAGAUGCAGUAGACAGGGAGCGGCAUUACUGCCCUGAAUUGGUGUAAGAUCAUUAUUUGUCGUCUACUUUUGCUUGGUAGGAGGCAGUGGAAACCAAUCCAGCAAGCAGGAAGGUUAGCCCCGUAAUAGCUAGAGUCCAGAUUUCUGGGCCCAUCCUGUGUAGGACCUCUUACGUGGCAGCUUUGGCCAUCCCAUCGUGUCUUGAAAUCCACCCUCAGGAAAUGUGGCAGGGUCAUUAUCUCAUGGGAUUUUUCAGGAAAUCAUCUUGUGUAACUUCAUACCCCUGUUCAUCGGGAAGGUUUUGCCUCCCACCAUGUGGUGGCAGGCCUCAGGGUGAGUGUCACGGAAGACGAGGAAAAGCGUCAAUUCCUUUGGAUUGUUUCGGAUUUCCCUCUUGGGCAGCAAGAGUCUGAACAAGAAAUAAUACCUCAAGAAACUGUCCAGGCAGCACCGCUAGCCCUCCAGGACUCCCGCCACUGCACACCAGCCUUUGUUGUGCAGUCCCUAUGACGGCGCUCUGUGCCUGUCUGGCGCUCCUGUUCACGUGGAGGGACGAGGCACCGCUGCUCCAGUGGAUGAGCAUUCAGACCCUCCAGAGCUGGGUUAUGGGGACACCUCUUUUACGGAGUUCUCUUUUCAACUCGUGGCACCCACCAAGCUUCUCGCAAGGAGUGUGUUCUAGUCAGAUGACUGCCUCUUACUGUCACCUGACUCCAUUUGUAACAGACCUCGACCUUCUUUAUGCCCCCUUCCACAGUCCCAAAGCAGUGGGUCCUGUAUAUGGAAUACACUAGGCAUGAACCCCACCCCAGCACCGUUACUGGUACGCUUCCAGUGAACUCACACCAUUCAUUUCCCCUCAGAUCUGGGGUGGAAAGAAGACAGUGUGAAAUAGUGCCAUGGUGAUUAUUGGAACUUUCCAUUCCACACCUUUACAUUGAGACUGACCCUCCCCCCCCCCCACGGAUGUUCAAGUGUCUCAAAUCCGUUCUAGUAAAACUAUAAAGCUAUGGAAACCACUGUACACACAGGAAAGGUGACAUCUGGUUCUUGGAGAACUGCAGGGGGACUUUGAGAGAAUCCACUGGGACACACCGUCCUUUCAUGGCCCGGGGUCUUCACCUAGCUGGCCCACCCCCACCCUACAUACCUUUUGCUAGACCAGGACUAGUCCCACUGUGCUCAGUGGAUUUGGAGAGUAGCAUCUCUCACUGCACUCUGUAACACUGCAGCUUCGUCACAGUGGCUAGGGUUCCUCUUGUGUUUCCAAGUCUCAGUCUCCUCCAGUAUCCAAUUGCAGCGGAUUCUGGAACGACUUUAACCCUUCCUGAUAUUUCCUAGAGAAGACCUAGGUUUUUGCCCAUUGUUUAACAGCAUUUCUCUGCUGCCUGUGUCUCCUCCCACUGGCUCUGUACUGAAGGACAGCCAUUGUGUUUUGAUAUUCUUAAGCCCGAUUUUCCCAGUCUUAUGAGUUCAAGGUGUUUCCUCUAACCUGGGUGCUAAACAGAAUCGGAAUCUGUCCUAAGACGCAUGCUCAGGAAAGCUUCAAAAGAGAACAGCUUCAACAUUCUCCUAUGACACUGAAUGCUAGGGGGGAAGAAUUCCUGGGGAUUGCCAGUUAGAUCAGCCUUAUUAUGGCUAAUCACUGUUAACAAUAGGUCACUCUAUCCCCCUGUAUCCAAGGAAAACAAGAAUGUACCAAUGGACUGGAAUCCUGGUCAGUAUUGGGAAAUUUUAAUGUUGUGAUUUCUGAUCAAACCUUGAGUGUACUGGUUCUAUGAACCAUCCGGGGGAAAAAAUUAAACAUUAAAUAAUAUUGGUUGUGAAUAAAUAA
This is a messenger RNA of Echinops telfairi (small Madagascar hedgehog), 8423 nucleotides long. It is a transcript of the gene BLTP3A, whose product is annotated as UHRF1 binding protein 1. The record is from RefSeq and is a predicted model, not a curated record. NCBI's taxonomy places the organism in Eukaryota, Metazoa, Chordata, Mammalia, Afrosoricida, Tenrecidae. Gene Ontology annotation, molecular function: histone deacetylase binding. The annotation marks the transcript as partial. The transcript is spliced from 21 exons.